UAAUGGCACCCAAGCAGCUUAACUUCAUCACCGGCAACAAGAACAAGCUAGCCGAAGUUCAAGCAAUCCUCGCCCCCACUGGCGUAGACCUCUCAAACCAAUCUGUAGACUUGCUUGAGAUCCAGGGUACGAUCGAGGAAAUUUCAAAGGACAAAUGCCGUAGAGCAGCAGACACGGUCGGUGGACCUGUUUUAGUGGAAGACACAUGCUUGUGCUUUGAUGCUUUCGAUGAACUCCCAGGCCCAUAUGUCAAGUGGUUCAUGAAGUCGCUUGGCGUUAAGCAAUUCCACAAGCUUCUCGCUGGUUUCGAAGACAAGGGUGCCCAGGCCGUGUGCACAUUCGCAUACUCUGAAGGUCCUGGCCAUGAACCCAUCAUUUUCCAGGGAAGAACANAAGGUUGGGACGCAUGCUUUGAGUGCGAGGGCCAGACAUAUGCCGAGAUGCCCAAGGUCGAGAAGAACAAGAUCUCGCACCGUGGCAAGGCUUUGGCCAAGUUGACCGAGUGGCUUAACGCACACACCGAG
This is a messenger RNA of Aureobasidium vineae, 524 nucleotides long. The record is from the annotation of a GenBank genome assembly. NCBI's taxonomy places the organism in Eukaryota, Fungi, Ascomycota, Dothideomycetes, Dothideales, Saccotheciaceae.